UUACUCCUCUGAGUUUCUAAAUAUCCAUACUCAUCACAAUCGUACACAUAGAUACACCAAUACACACACGCACGCGAUGGCUUCAUCAGCGAUCAGAGCUCGUAGUUCGAAGCACUUUCUCUCUCUGAUCACAGCACAGUAUUCGGCUGCCACCGAGUCGCUGUACGGAAAUGGAAGAGCUUGGGAAUUCGCUCCCUUACGGAGAUCGAUGGCCACUUUCACUCGAACAAAACCACAUGUAAAUGUGGGUACCAUUGGGCAUGUUGAUCAUGGAAAAACUACAUUGACUGCUGCAAUCACAAAGGUGCUCGCAGAAGAAGGCAAAGCCAAGGCUGUUGCUUUUGAUGAGAUUGACAAAGCACCGGAAGAGAAGAAGAGAGGAAUUACUAUUGCUACAGCCCAUGUGGAGUAUGAAACUGGUAAGCGGCACUAUGCCCAUGUAGACUGCCCAGGACAUGCAGACUAUGUCAAAAACAUGAUUACUGGAGCUGCCCAAAUGGACGGGGGCAUCCUGGUGGUAUCUGCUCCAGAUGGACCCAUGCCACAGACCAAGGAACAUAUUUUGCUUGCCCGCCAGGUUGGUGUACCAUCUUUGGUAUGCUUUCUUAAUAAAGUUGAUGCUGUUGAUGAUUCGGAGCUACUUGAACUUGUUGAGAUGGAACUCCGGGAACUGCUCAACUUCUACAAAUUUCCUGGGGAUGAAAUUCCUAUUGUUCGGGGUUCAGCUUUGUCUGCCCUACAGGGGACAAAUGAUGAACUUGGAAGAAAGGCUAUUUUAAAACUAAUGGAUGCUGUGGAUGAAUACAUUACCGAUCCUGUACGCCAGCUUGAUAAACCUUUCUUAAUGCCAGUUGAAGAUGUUUUCUCGAUUCAGGGACGCGGCACUGUUGUCACUGGCCGUGUUGAACAGGGUACCAUCAAAGUUGGUGAGGAGAUUGAAAUCUUGGGGUUGAUGGAGGGUGGGCCUCUGAAGACUACAGUCACUGGUGUAGAAAUGUUUAAGAAAAUUUUGGAUCGUGGACAGGCUGGGGACAACGUGGGGCUUCUUCUACGUGGUUUAAAACGUGAUGAGGUACAAAGAGGGCAGGUAGUAGCAAAACCUGGCACCCUUAAAACGUAUAAGCGUUUUGAGGCGGAGAUCUAUGUACUCACAAAAGAUGAAGGUGGCCGCCAUACUGCGUUUUUCUCGAACUAUAUGCCUCAAUUCUACACGAGGACUGCAGAUAUUACAGGGAAGGUGGAAUUGCCUGAAAAUGUUAAGAUGGUGAUGCCUGGUGACAAUGUGGCUGCAGUUUUUGAGCUCCUUUCAGCUGUGCCUCUUGAAGCAGGACAAAGAUUUGCUUUGAGAGAGGGAGGCAGAACAGUUGGUGCAGGAGUUGUCUCAAAAGUACUUGGCUAAGAUACGGCUAAUGUCACUUAACAGUGAUAUUCGUAUCUACUCAUUUUAGGAAAGAUGUUAACAGAUAUCAGGAGGAUAAGUACAAUUUCAGGUGAUUAGGGACAUGUAGUGCACUUAGGAGUUGACACUUGCUUUAGCCAGUGGUAGAGAGGUGAAUAAGUUGAAUAUUGAUUUAUUUGAAUUACGUGCAGAGAAAUGUUUAUUUCCUUCUUUCUGUUCAUAUUGAAAACUUCUGCAUUUGAGGAAUGUUUCUCGCUUCAUUUAGGAUGAAUUAAGGUCCAUGAAACGAGCAGUGGAAAAUAUCAAUGAUGUCUUUGUGGUUAGGCUUAUUGAUAUCUACUGAUCCUUGUUGAAAUUAUGACUUUCGGCCUUCAGGUCUAGUGUGAAUGAACCUGUUCCUUUAUUGUUCUGUCUGACUGGUUCGGGUCAACAAGACAUGACUUGUAAAAUUAGUGUUAUUUGUUGUCCUUUCAAUCUUGCUCUAUGUAGCAUUUGAUUAUAUGACUUCAGGGUGAAGGGAUAGUAUUACCAUCCAAAAGGAUUCCGGCCUAUCUAAAGGUAAUGUAUUAUUUCUGGGUUUACGUAUAUUUGUUUCCAGUUUUAUGGACAUAAGAAAAAUACUUGAAUUACUUGCAUUGUGAAUAAGAUGAUUAGUGAUCAGGUUGGAUGUAGCAUUUCAAUAUUCAUAAGGUUGAAAAAUAGCCAAUCUGAGUCUGAGCAUCUUCCGAGCCAUCUGCGAAGUGAAAAAGAAGACUCUGUCUAUAACGGCCUGAUAGAAGGAAUUGUAAACUGACAUGUUAGACCGAUUUCUGUGAAGUAACCAUAGGUGUGUAGAAAUUGCUUCACAUAAGAUUCUCAACAGAAUUUAUGGGCAUAAUAAAUUCUCAAUAGAUAUAGCUUUAUUAUGGCAUCAUAGACAUUUCUGUUACUUAUUUAGUACAUAUAAAAAUAAUAACCUAUACGCUUCAUGCAUCCAUACACCAUUAUUGCAUUUUUCUCUGACUAGUAGAAAAAAAAUAUUAUUCCGAAAAAAAAGCUACUCUACAUCUCCAUAAAUUGCUUGUCAUCCAGUAAAUUCAUUGCGGUUUCAACUAGCGAGUGAAUCGUUGUGCUAUGCCGGCUCAUCCCAACGGCACCAGAGAAAACAUUGAAGCUUUCAAGCUCGGAAGUUGUCUCUAUGACAGACUCCAUGUCCUUUCUCAUUCCCAGAUCCUUGAAAAUUUGAACAUUUCUUUCCUUGUGUCUCAUCAUCCAGAUUGCCAACUCUACGACGAACCUCCUUAUUCUUGGAGUUUUGGUUGCUGGAAUUGGAUAUUUUCUUAGAAUCUGAACCAGAGCCCUAGC
This is a messenger RNA of Rhododendron vialii, 2743 nucleotides long. RefSeq names its product elongation factor Tu, mitochondrial-like. The record is from RefSeq and is a predicted model, not a curated record. Gene Ontology annotation, biological process: mitochondrial translational elongation. Gene Ontology annotation, molecular function: translation elongation factor activity; GTP binding; GTPase activity. Lineage: Eukaryota; Viridiplantae; Streptophyta; Magnoliopsida; Ericales; Ericaceae. The transcript has 12 exons. Bases 77 to 1399 code for a protein of 440 amino acids. Gene Ontology annotation, cellular component: mitochondrion.